Molecule: messenger RNA, 1881 nt
Organism: Coregonus clupeaformis (lake whitefish)
Lineage: Eukaryota; Metazoa; Chordata; Actinopteri; Salmoniformes; Salmonidae
Product: carboxypeptidase B2
Exons: 11
Coding region: 18-1343 (441 amino acids)
Biological process (GO): fibrinolysis; proteolysis
Molecular function (GO): zinc ion binding; metallocarboxypeptidase activity
Source: RefSeq, a predicted model, not a curated record
CUAUCUCUCUCUCUACCAUGUUAACCAAACAUCUUGCACAAGUUUUGGACACAUUAAACAUGAAGGCUCUUCUAAUAUGGGCUGUUUUGCUGAACUUUUACAAACUCCUUAAGACAGGUGACUGCACUUCAAAACAUGACCAAGUACUCUCAAUCCAAGUCACAACACACCAACAGGCAGAUAUUGUGAGAAACAUAUCCAGCCAAUAUGAGACAGUUUUGUGGUCACCUGCUUCACCUGAGCACAUUGGAGCAGACACUGAGGUGCACCUGUUUGUUCCUGCCAACAACUUGGGGACUGUCACAGACCUGCUGGAUACACACCACAUAACACACCAAGUGCUACUGGACAACACAGAGGAACUGAUUGAGAUGCAGACCAGGAAUGAAUCGGCGGACCCUCGAAGCAGCACAUCUUAUUAUGAGAGAUACCAUUCUCUGGGGGACAUAUACUAUUGGAUCAACAAGACUGCCCAGGAACACUCAGACAUGGUCAAAGUCAUCCUGAUUGGCUCAUCGUAUGAGAAACGCCCACUUUAUGUUCUCAAGUUGUCCGGACGACAAGAGAGAGCUGAAAAGAGAGCAAUGUGGAUUGACUGUGGCAUUCAUGCUAGAGAGUGGAUCUCCCCAGCCUUCUGCCUGUGGUUUGUGCAAUAUUCCUUGAAUUUCUACAAUCAAAACAAUGACAUCACUGAGAUGCUGAACAGUAUGGACAUCUAUGUUCUGCCUGUCAUGAACCCGGAUGGAUACAAGUACACAUGGACAACGAACCGAAUGUGGAGAAAGAAUCGUUCCUCGAACAAGGAAAGCAACUGUGUUGGAACCGACCUCAAUAGAAACUUUGAUGCAAACUGGUGCACGAAGGGCGCCUCCAACAGGCCCUGUGAUGAGAUAUACUGCGGCCAGUUCCCAGAGUCGGAGCCUGAGGCGGAAGCCGUGGCUAACUUCCUGCGCAGCCACAAAGACUCGGUAAAGCUCUACCUCUCCAUCCAUUCCUAUGGUCAGAUGCUGCUCUUCCCAUACUCCUGCUCCAAUGAGGAGGUGCCUAACCAUGCCGAGCUGUUUGAGCUUGCACAGGAGGCAGCCAUGAAAAUCAGAAGACACUACAGGAACAACUACAAAUAUGGCGCAUCAGCAAAAACAAUAUACUUAGCCCCCGGAGGAUCUGACGACUGGGCCUACAACCUGGGUAUCCACUACUCCUUCACCUUUGAGCUGGAGGACCGUGGUCGAUAUGGUUUCCUCCUACCGCCAUCAUUCAUCUCCAAGGCCUGCAAUGAAGCCCUCCUCGCUGUUAAGAGUAUAGCUGUCAGAGUCAUUCAGAAAACACAACCCCAACCCUAACCCUUUAUGCUCCUGAGAAGUUGGCUGUGUAAACCUGAGCAGUUUCACGUCUGAUUUGGUCCAAAGUAAUGCCUUUUAUCAAAGUCUGUUUUGUGUGCGUGUCUGUCAAACAUGAUUUUAAAUUGUAUCAUCGCCUAAAAAAGUAUUCAUGUUUUUUUUAAAGGAGUGGGGCAGUCACACUCAUUACAUAAUUAGUUGUUUGUUGGAGGAGAGGAAAGACGGGGGAGAGAGUGCUGAAAUAGCAAUGGGUCUGAUUCAAACCCAUGCUGCAGCACAUUGUGUUCCAUGGGCAGCGGCUUAGACCGCAAGGCCACCCUAGCACAGUAUUCAUGUUUUGUAGUAAGUAAUCAUAGCCACUAAUGAAAUCUUUCUCUUUCAAUUCCUUUCUUAUUUUUUUAAUUCCAGCUGUAUAUCCUCCUACAGUUUUAAAGCUUAAAACUAUAAUUGUGUUGACAGUUCUCUGUGUGUAGGCUUCUAAUGGUGUAACAAGAUGAAUGGUCCAACAGAAAACAAUAAUGAAAUUAGAUAUUCAAAUGUU